Daktulosphaira vitifoliae (grape phylloxera) is the source of this 1648-nucleotide messenger RNA. RefSeq lists its product as uncharacterized. The transcript is spliced from 6 exons. NCBI's taxonomy places the organism in Eukaryota, Metazoa, Arthropoda, Insecta, Hemiptera, Phylloxeridae. Bases 139 to 1332 code for a protein of 397 amino acids. The record is from RefSeq and is a predicted model, not a curated record.
ACGGUGCGUAUAACACUUAUAGACGACAUCAUUGAACGAGCUACUAGAACGCGAACAAACGACCAACGCGAUAUUUUUUUUUGGUGAACAACUAAAAAACAAGUUAAUAUUUCUUCUGAGAAAAAUAUCAAACUCGUGAUGGCCAAUUUUUUGUUUUGGUCCGCUAUAGCUGCUUUGGCAGUCUUCUCGUCGGCAGUCUGCGCUGUUCCAGUAGACUCCACUAACGAAAAACCUGAUGUGACUGUUAAGCAGCCUGAAGUUCCAGAAGUGUCAGUGUCUGAUAAAGUACCAGAAGUACAAAAGCCAGUAAUUAAAGAGAUUGAGCCUAUAGAAGAUGUACCUAAGAAGUCCGAAGUUGGAAAGAAAGUUUAUCCUCAACAAUAUCCCACUUUUAACCAGCAAUGGUUCCCGUUUCCUGUAGAUAGACAAGGCUUCAAUGUUUUCAACGCUCCUUUCCCAAUGAUGCCUUCACCUUUCCAUCGGUUGUUCCAGGCUUAUAACCAAGAAUUUAAAGCACCUGAAGUAAUUAUAAUAAAUCCAAAACAAAACUCUCCAUUUAACCGUACAUCAAUUCCACCAAUCCCUAUGCUCAUGAACAUCAUGCUUAAUGCUUUUCGACCAACAGAUAUUUUAUCACAAUUCGAAAAAGAUGUAAUGGAUUAUGACAGUGUAAUUAAAACUGAUUCAGAUGAAGUUAUGCCAAAGGCAGAAAACAAAACUACAACCAGAACUGAAAUCAUUGAUGGUCACGUCGUUCAAAUUAAUGAGACUACGUAUACCAGUGGAGAUGAGAAUAAUAAGAGCUUUUUCCACUUCAAGAAAAUCCACGUAUUACCUCAAAACCCACAAAUUGAACAAGGAAAACCUGAACAACCACAAGACAAGAAACCCGAAGAAGUUGAUGUAUCUAUUCCUUCAGAUGAAAUCAUUCCUCCAAAGGUACCAAAUAUCCCUAUGAUGGUCAAUGAUCAAUUCCAGAUGGCUGCUGCUAACUAUCUUCCAUAUGCCCCGUUCAACGUUCAUACAAUGAUUAGGCCGUAUCAGAUAACUGACAAUAAUAAAAAUGGCCCGAGGCCUAGCAAUUUAGUAGCCUUGCCACUUAAUGGAAACGCAUCCCCUGCUGUAAGUUUAGCCGGUGACACAUUAGUAAAUGAAUUGGCUGCGACCCAACAACAAGCUUCUGGUUUGCAUGAACUACCCCCUGACGUCGAAAUCAUUGAUGUACACGGCAAACCACAGAAAGAAAACCAAGGAGCUGUCCCUUACUUGUAUAAUACUAUUGAUCAUUCUGGAUACAAAAAGUCAACUAAAUUUCCGGGCUAUAAAUAUUGAUAAGGAAUCUGAGUACUUAUGAUGCUUAAUAUAGUAUUAAUAUUUUUAGUAUAAAAGGUAAUACUGGUGCUAUUGACGUUAAAGGUUCAUGCAUUGAUGAAUCGAAAUAUGAUAAUAUUUAGCUAUAUGCUAAUGGAAAACUAAUUAUAUUCCUAUGUAAAACCUAAGAAUUUAUUAAAUUAAUUACUCUACUUAUUGAAAAAGUCAUUUAUUUAUUUUAAGAAAUAUGUCAUGACAAAAACAUUUAAUUAUUAGGAUUAUAAUUUCUUAAACUUUGUUUUGAUAUUUUUUAAUUAUAUUUUAUUCUUAUCUGUAA